UAAAAUGAAAUGUAAAAGUGGUCGCGAGUAUUUUCUAUUCUCAUUUCGAAUCGAAGAUGCCUCCUCAAGCCUCUGGUAAAGCUGUGAAAAAGGCCGGAAAGGCCCAAAAGGCUGUUCGUGCCGGUGAUAAGAAAAAACGCAAGAAGCGUAGGAAGGAAUCUUUCGCUAUUUACAUCUACAAAGUCUUGAAACAGGUCCAUCCUGAUACCGGUAUUUCCAGCAAAGCCAUGUCAAUCAUGAACUCUUUCGUGAAUGACAUUUUCGAACGUAUCGCAGCCGAAUCUUCCCGAUUAGCUCACUACAACAAAAGGAGCACAAUUACCAGUCGGGAAAUUCAAACAGCUGUGAGGCUUUUGUUGCCUGGCGAAUUGGCCAAGCACGCUGUUUCCGAAGGAACCAAAGCUGUCACCAAGUACACUAGCUCCAAGUAAAAAGUUCAAAUCCCUCGAACCAAAAAAAAAAAAGGCCCUUUUAAGGGCCAUCACAUGUUGUCAAACACUGUUUUGUUUGCAAAGAAAGAAUAUUUAUCACAAUAAUAUUAAAAAAAUAUAU
Molecule: messenger RNA, 552 nt
Organism: Argiope bruennichi
Lineage: Eukaryota; Metazoa; Arthropoda; Arachnida; Araneae; Araneidae
Product: histone H2B
Exons: 1
Coding region: 57-431 (124 amino acids)
Cellular component (GO): nucleosome
Molecular function (GO): DNA binding; structural constituent of chromatin; protein heterodimerization activity
Source: RefSeq, a predicted model, not a curated record